This is a messenger RNA of Daktulosphaira vitifoliae (grape phylloxera), 1738 nucleotides long. RefSeq names its product nischarin. Gene Ontology annotation, cellular component: cytoplasm. The record is from RefSeq and is a predicted model, not a curated record. The transcript has a single exon. Gene Ontology annotation, molecular function: protein kinase binding; phosphatidylinositol binding. Lineage: Eukaryota; Metazoa; Arthropoda; Insecta; Hemiptera; Phylloxeridae. Bases 161 to 1522 code for a protein of 453 amino acids.
AAAACAUUUAUUUUGUGUCUUCAGGUUUAUAUUAUCAAAUUAUAUUUUACAAUAUAUUCGUACAUUUUAUAGAUUAUGUUUAUAUUUUUUAUUGCUAUGUUAUUUACAUUGAAUGAGAAAUUGAUGUGUAGACUUCAUAUUUAAACAAAUUUAUUCGACUAUGUCUUGCUAUGUGACUCAUUCUCGUGAAUGUAACGUAGUUAUAUCUUCAGCUGAAACAGAUACUCAUCAUGUAACUUACUAUAACAUUACUGUAAAUGUAGGUGAAGUAACGUGGAGUAUUAAAAAGAGAUAUAAUGAAUUUUUAGAACUUCAUAACAAGUUAGUGAGUGAUCAUACAGUAACUAAGGAUAUACUACCUGGGAAAAAGAUAAUUGGUAAUAAAGACCCAAACUUUAUUGAAAGACGUCGAGUAGGCUUAGAAAUUUAUUUGCAAACUGUUCUCUCAUUUUUGCAAAAGUCUAUGCCAGAAGAAUUAUUUAAUUUUUUGGAAUUUGAUAAGUAUGAUGUUUUAUUAAUAGUAAAAAAACUAGCUGUAGAAUUCUUUAACUUUGGUGACAAAUAUUUGGCAAAUGAAUGUAGUUUCAAUUUUAAUGUUCUGCAAUUAUAUGCUAUAAGUGAAAGAUUAAAGUUACCAUGCCCAGAUAGUGAAAACAAUGAACUAAAUUUUAGUCAUGUUUUAGAUUUUUGUUCUCGAUUAAAAAGCAUGACUAUCAAAGGAGGUUAUUAUUAUGUGAAUACUAGUAAUAUUAUUUAUAAUAAUUUAAAUUAUGAAUUAUCAUCUUUUAAGAAUAUUAUUAAUCUAGAGUGUUUUAAUGUAGCUCCAAAUAUGAUUUAUAAUAUUAAACCAUUACGUCAAACAGUACGUAAAUUAUCUGUUUAUAAUUCAAAAUUAAAAACUCCAGAAGAUAUUUUGCUAUGUGAUAAUGUUCAUAAAGAAUGGUCAUCUGAUAUGGAUCAAAAUAUGAUUUGGCAUGAAAUUAAAUCUGUAGACUUUAGUUGGAAUGAAAUUGAAACUCUUAGAAGUCUCACUGUUUUAACUCCUAAUGUCAAAACAAUAAAUUUUAAUGGUAAUCUUAUAAAUACAUUUGAUGAUCUUACAGUUCUUACUAAUUUAAGUCAUUUAUUUCUUUCUAACAACAAUAUUAUCGACGUUUUUGACUUACAUACAAGAUUAGGAAAUGUGGUUUGUCUUGAUUUGUCUUCAAAUAAAAUAAGUAAAUUAAUUGCAUUUUCGAAAUUAUAUUCAUUAGAGAUGUUAGACCUAGGAUCAAAUAUUGUUGAUGAUAUAAGUGAAGUUUCUCAUCUUUCUGCUUUACAAAAUAUGAAUUAUCUAGUACUAUCUGGAAAUCCAGUAUCUACUAUAAUUGAUUACAGAAUCAAAAUUAUAGGAACACUAAACAAAAGAACAUCAGAUUUUUGUUUAGAUAAUGAAAGACCUACUCAAAAAGAAUUAGAUACUGUGGCUGUUAUGCAUGCAUUAAGACUAGCCAGAGAAGGUAAAACAUUAUUUGAUAGAUAAUUAGGGUAUAUUUCCAAUAAAUAUGCAAUAAAUGUAUUCAAAUUCUAAAAUCGAUUUUAUACUGUUACAAUACAACAUAUUUUGUACAAUUUUUAAUCUUACUGUUAUAUUAUUUUUAUUUUCUUUGAUGUAUUAAACUAUAACUGACUUGUUUAUAUUACUAAGUUAUUGUUAUCACUUUUCUUUAUAUAUAUGUAAUUCAUUACUACUACAAUA